AUGGCUGAUGCUCGGGUCUUUCGAUUCCACGACAGCGGACAGGUCUUCUUUGGUGCUGUGUAUGACGACACCGACGAACUCGCAUCUGCCCACCACGAUGAAUCUGUUAGAAAUCUGGACACCUCCGCGCCUCGCGUCUUGCCAAAGCCGACGCCGGGAUUCGCACCAGCGUGUCCCCAGGUGGGCACUGAGCGGCGGCUCGAACACAUCGCCAUCCAUGCCGCGGCGCAGGCGGAGGAGAAGAAGCGACAGCACAAGCAGAACGACACUUCCAGCACAUAG
Messenger RNA from Parastagonospora nodorum SN15, 282 nucleotides. RefSeq lists its product as hypothetical. Lineage: Eukaryota; Fungi; Ascomycota; Dothideomycetes; Pleosporales; Phaeosphaeriaceae. Bases 1 to 282 code for a protein of 93 amino acids. The transcript has a single exon. The record is from RefSeq and is a predicted model, not a curated record.